AUGAAACACGUGAAACUGAAAAAAGGCAAUGCUCAUAUCUUAUCAGAAUUCAAUAUCUUUGUUCAUGACACGGCUCUUGAUUCGAAAAAAGAUUUACUUUUAUCAGUUGGUGAACCAAUGCUAAAGUUGUUUAAUGAAAAUACUGGAAAAGUGUGUGAUACUAAGUAUAAUAUAGAACCACUAGAAACAUUUGGUGUACAUUUUACCAGAGAAAACAAAGUCAUCAUCGGUGCUGUUGCAGCAGAGGACUUAUUCAGUGGAGAUGGAAGACGGUUAGUUAUAGUCAUGGAUGAGGAAGGUAAUCGUAUAAAGCAAUUCGAACAUGACAAUAACAAAAUGCCAUUAUUUACAGCUCCUGUAAGGAUAACAAGUACCAGUAAUAGUAACAUUUGUGUGUUAGAUGUUAUUGACCAAACCGGAAAAAGCAGAGUGAUUGUAUUAGGACAAGAAGGAAACGUUAAACAGAUUUAUACCGGUCACCCUGAUAUUAAUUCUUGGAAGAGACCAUUCAAUUGUUUAGGUGUACUAGCAACACCAGCGGAUAAUAUUAUUGUGACUGACCUUAAUAAUCAUACACUACAUAUCCUAAACAGUGAUGGAGUAAUUAUAACAUACUUUAGGACUGACGAUCUAGGAAUAAAAGGACCGUAUUCUCUUGCUCUGUCUAAACCAGGACAUUUCUAUUUAGGUUGCGCAGGUAAAAAAGGAUCUCAAGAUUCUGUCGAAGCUCAACUUUACCGAUUGAAAUAUUCUGGAUUUUAA
Molecule: messenger RNA, 762 nt
Organism: Mytilus trossulus (common blue mussel)
Lineage: Eukaryota; Metazoa; Mollusca; Bivalvia; Mytilida; Mytilidae
Exons: 1
Coding region: 1-762 (253 amino acids)
Source: RefSeq, a predicted model, not a curated record